CAUCCUCCCCCCCUCUCCCCAACAGUUUGGGAAUUUGUCGCCAGUUCAUCGAUGGCGCCGCUCGAUUCACCGAAAUUCAGUGAGAAUUGAACCGAAACCUAUCGAUUUUCGAAAUCUAGAGCCCGAGAUCUAUCGAUCCAGGGGUUUUAAGCCCGGAUUUGGGCUCAAUUCGCGAAAGAUUGGAUUUUUAGGGUUUCGCAGUUUUGAGGAAGUUAGGGGUUUUUUUCCUCUGAUGUUGGAGGAGAGAAGGAUGGUGAAUGGGAGCGGGAAUUCUUAUGGCCAUCAUCAUCGGGAUUUUUCAGAGAAUGUUUUGGAUGGAUUCAGUAACGGCUGUGCUACGAUUCCUGUAUCUUCGUCUUAUUCGCCUUCGUCUUCUUGCUCUGGGGGUAAUUAUAUUGAGCACAAGGUCUCGAAGCUGGACACCGUAGCUGGCAUCGCGAUUAAAUAUGGAGUCGAGGUAGCAGAUAUUAGACGAAUGAAUGGCUUGGUAACAGAUCUCCAGAUGUUUGCACUCGACACUUUGCGGAUUCCUCUUCCGGGGAGGCAUCCACCAUCGCCUAUUGUGUCAAAUGGUUCCACUGCUAACGGGGAACAAACGCCUCCUCGUCAGCCUCAUGAUGAUGUAUUAGACUCAGUUCGUUCUCUCAGAUUGAAAGCUAAACCUCCUCGUAAAGUCUCCCCCGCAAUGAGCAGUUUACAAGGUUACUAUGGUUUGACUCCCCCAAGAAAGGGCCCAUUAGCCGAAGGCACUGAGAUGGCCCUGUACAAAACUAACAGAACUCUCAACUUAGACGAUCGACCGCAUAUCAAAGGAUCUCCAGCUACUGAUCCAGGAUUUGGCCGCCACAGAAAGUCAAGGAGUUUGGUUUCACUGGAAAAUGCUGAUAGAUCAUCUGAGGACAACGGUGAGGCUGAUAAAUCUAUCAGGAGACGCCCGAAGGAAACACCUGAAAUUCUAAUGGAGGAAAGUUCCGGGGGUUUCUUAGGGAGAAUAGGAAAAGGUCUUGCUUUGAGACCGAAGUUAUUUAGUAGGAUGGAUGGGGAUGCAUCGAGGCAGAACUCUACACCUAUUGGCGAUUUUUUGAAUGAUGUAUUUGUUUCUGUUCGAAAGUCAUCAAGCACUUCAAAUUUGCAAGAGUCUGAGAGUUCGUCGUCCUCUUCAAUAUGGUCAGCAAGCAAGUGGCCAUCUUUGAAUGCAGAUGCAAUUACUCGGCCGAUUUUCGAUGGUUUGCCAAAGCCGAUGACCUCAAGAUGGAACAAAACUGCUUUGGAUUAGGUGAUUUCUGUCCUUAUUCUUAACUUGUCUUUAAUCUGACAAAUUGGAGAGGUUUUUUUGUAUCGAGCCUCGAAUUGAGCAAGGCUUGUGUGAUAUAUAUUAUUUGGGAAGAGAGAGAGAGGGAGAGGGAGGGUAUACACGGAGUUAAAUAAAAAGUAGUCAGGUAUGUUCAAGAUGCAGCUGGCCUGAAGAGAGAUUAUAUAUUUAUCGAUUCUUUAUCGCACUAUUCUUGUAUUGUACCAGCAGUUGCUUGUUAUUGUUGUUUUAAAGAUUCUUUUGUAAAAAUAUACAAAUCGUAUCCAGGUUUAGCUGGUGUAGCACGAGUUUGUUAAUAUCGACAUCUAUACGUAGAUUAUUCUUUUAGUC
This is a messenger RNA of Asparagus officinalis (garden asparagus), 1642 nucleotides long. RefSeq lists its product as uncharacterized. The record is from RefSeq and is a predicted model, not a curated record. The transcript is spliced from 3 exons. The coding region runs from base 233 to 1276 and encodes 347 amino acids. Lineage: Eukaryota; Viridiplantae; Streptophyta; Magnoliopsida; Asparagales; Asparagaceae.